AUGGUUACCACUCUCCGCUGGGGUAUCAUCUCUACGGGCCGCAUCGCGGGCUGCUUCAUCCGUGACAUGCUCGAGGAUCCGAAGACUCGUGACGUAACUGAUGUUGUGCAUCAGGUUGCGGCUGUAGGCUCGCGCAGUGUCGAGAGUGCACAGAAGUUCAUCGACGCAGAAGCCGGUGCCAAAGCGUCCGGGAUCAAGGCCUACGGCUCUUACGCCGAGGUAUACGCUGAUUCCAAUGUUGACGCCGUGUACAUCGGCACGCCACACACCCUCCACUACGGCAACACAGUCGAAGCGCUGAAAGCCGGAAAGCACGUCCUCGUCGAGAAGCCUGCAACAUCUAACGCUGCUGAGUGGCGUGAGUUAUGCAAGCUAGCCGCCGAGAAGAAGCUCUUCCUCAUGGAAGCAAUGUGGACUCGCUUCCAGCCGGUCGCCCGCGCUAUUCGUACACUCAUCGAUGAGGGCUCUCUCGGCCGACCUGUCGUGGUAGACGCAGACUUGUCUGCUGACUUCGACAUUGACAACCUUCCCCUCACCCACCGCAUGAUGGACCCGAAGCUCGGCGGCGGCGCGAUCCUCGAUCUCGGUCCAUAUCCACUCAUUUGGGCGAUCCUCGCGUUGUACGAGGACUCCGCGAACGACAAGCAAGUUCAGCCAGGCGUGGCCGCCUCCAUCAUAAAGACCCCGCAGACCGGCGUCGACAUGAACACGUCCUUCGCAUUGACGUUCCCCACGAUCCCGGCGCAAGCGCGUCUUUCGUGUGCGAUGAACGUGCCCGGCCGCACACCGGCCGCCAUCAUCCGUUUCCGCGCGGGCACAAUUGAGAUCCCCGGUCCGCCGUAUGCACCCAAGAGCUACACCGUGCGCUACUUCGAUAAGAAGAACGAUGACAAGGUGAUCAAGGAGGAGACGCACAACGUGGACUGGGUCGGAGGUGGAUGGCACUUCCAGGCAGAUGAAGUCGCGCGUUGCAUCAAGGAUGGUAAGCUCGAAAGCUCGCUUUGGGGGCACGACAAGACUACACUGGAGAUGACUAUCUUCGACGAGGUGAGGCGCCAAGGUGAUUAUAAGUUGCCUGACGGCGUCGAAAAGGUAGUAUGA
Molecule: messenger RNA, 1101 nt
Organism: Peniophora sp. CBMAI 1063
Lineage: Eukaryota; Fungi; Basidiomycota; Agaricomycetes; Russulales; Peniophoraceae
Source: the annotation of a GenBank genome assembly